GCAAUUAAAAAAAUUAAUUAUAUAGUUGUUAUUUAGUUGUAUGUUAAUGAACUUUAGCGUUACUACUUGCUUGAUCGUUUCAAUUGUUUAAAGUUUAUAUAUAAGUUAAUUAUACGUAUAGCUAGUCUGCACGUGUCUGAGCCGCCAAUCUUGUAAUUUGCAUUUUUGGCAUUGGCAUUUGAUUGUUGAAUAAUAUUACCAAAUUAAAAUAUGGCCGAUCCGAAUUCAGAUGACGAGAGCGGUACUGGGUCCGGUUCCAGUCGCAGUGGAAGCCGCAGUCGCAGCGUCACACCGCAAGGCGGCAGCGCACCGGGCUCGCCCCGCAGUCGUAAAUCGGGCAGCGGCAGCGAUCGUUCCCGUUCUGGCUCCAGAUCCUCGCAAUCGCGGUCUGGUUCCGGUUCGCCGCAUAGCGCACGCAGCGGCUCAGCGGCAAGUCGACGGUCGCGCUCCGGUUCGGCGCGCAGUCGGCGCUCCGGUUCGGCUCAUAGCCAGCGCAGUAGCUCAGCGCAUAUUCAACGUUCCCGAAGCGGCACUCCCCAUAGCACCCAUAGCAAGCACAGCGGCAACGCGGAGUCCCGCUCCAACUCACCGAAUCUACAAAUUGACGACCAACGCGCCAAUUCAAAGAGCAAGAGUCGCAGUCGUAGCCGCAGCGGCAGUCGCACUUCCAGAUCCAAGACCCGAUCACAGACCCGUUCCCGCAGCCGCUCCCGCUCCAAGUCGGGCACACCACGCUCACGUUCCAAGUCGGGCACACCGCGCUCAGUUCGCACAUCCCGCAGUCGGAGCGGCUCCGCCUCCGGCUCGGGCAGUGACAUUGGCGUACCCAAGAAGAAGCCCCGCCGCCAAAGCAAUUCGGAUAACGAGAAGCCUGAUAGCGACACAGCAGCACCCUCCAAAGCAAAGAAGGCGCGCUUGAUUGACUCCGAUAGCGAGGAGGAUGUGCCGCCCAAGAAAGCGCCUGCCGCAUCGGACAUCUUUGGGGAUGCGGAUGACAUCAGCGAUGACGAAGAGACGGCGCAUAAGUCUCCGGCGGGCAGCUUGGCGCGCUCGCGUAGCCGCAGCCUAAGCAAGUCCCGCUCACGCAGUCGCUCCAUGAGCCGCUCGCGCAGUCGUUCCCGUUCGCGAUCACGCGACGCCGAGCCGCAGUUGACCGUGCCCAAGGAGGAUGAGCCGGAACCGCUGCCGGAGACGCGCAUCGAUGUGGAAAUACCGCGCAUAUCAGCCGAUCUGGGCAAGGAGCAGCACUUCAUCAAGCUGCCCAAUUUUCUUUCGGUUGUCACGCAUCCUUUCGAUCCGGAGACGUACGAGGACGAAAUCGACGAGGAGGAAACCAUGGACGAGGAGGGUCGCCAGCGCAUCAAGCUCAAGGUGAGCAACACCAUCCGCUGGCGCGAGUACAUGAACAACAAAGGCGAGAUGGUCCGUGAGUCCAAUGCGCGCUUCGUGCGCUGGUCCGACGGCAGCAUGAGCCUGCAUCUGGGCAACGAGAUCUUCGAUGCGUAUCGCCAGCCCCUUGUGGGAGAUCACAAUCACCUGUUCAUACGCCAAGGCACUGGUCUGCAGGGUCAGUCGGUGUUCCGCACCAAGCUAACCUUCCGGCCGCAUUCGACGGAAUCAUUCACACACAAAAAGAUUACCAUGUCGCUGGCGGAUCGCUCGACCAAGACAAGCGGUAUUAAGAUACUCACACAGGUGGGCAAGGAUCCCACCACGGAUCGUUACUCGCAGCUGAAAGAGGAGGAGGCCAAGCUGCGUUUGGCCAUGCGCACCCAGCACAAGGCCCAGCCCAAGAAGAAAAAGGCCGGCGCCGGCGAGCCGCUGAUCGGCGGCGGCGGCAACUCCUCCUAUCAGCAUGACGAUGGCAGCGACGACGAGAAUGCGAUCAGUCUGAGCGCCAUCAAGAAUCGGUACAAGAAGGGCGCCGGCGGCACCCAGGCAGAGCCGAAGGCCUCCACCAUUUACUCCUCGGAUGAGGACGAGGGCUCCGAUUUUGAAGCGCGACGCAGCAAAAAGGUCAACAAGGCAAAGGCCAGCAAAGCGCUGCGCGAUUCCGACAGCGAAUCUGACGUCGGCAGCGGCAAAAGCGGCGGCGACCGCGCUGCCGACGCCGGCAGCGCCAGUGGCAGCGCCAGCGGCAGUGACAAUGAAAGCCGCAAAUCCGGCGGCAGCAAAACUGGCACUGCUAGCGGCAGCGGUUCCGGCAGCGGUAGUGGCAGCGGCAGCGAUAACGAUGAUUAGCCGAUACACAAACCAGAAGCCAAUAAGAAUAGUGUAUUAGGGACACAAUAUGACUUAGCUUAAGUUGUUUUUAACCAUGGUUAAACUAAGUUCGGUAAAGCAAAUAAAUGGAAUAAUCUUAAAAACAA
Molecule: messenger RNA, 2369 nt
Organism: Drosophila novamexicana
Lineage: Eukaryota; Metazoa; Arthropoda; Insecta; Diptera; Drosophilidae
Gene: Atu
Product: another transcription unit protein
Exons: 4
Coding region: 211-2241 (676 amino acids)
Biological process (GO): positive regulation of transcription elongation by RNA polymerase II; transcription elongation by RNA polymerase II
Cellular component (GO): nucleus; Cdc73/Paf1 complex
Molecular function (GO): RNA polymerase II C-terminal domain phosphoserine binding
Source: RefSeq, a predicted model, not a curated record